Messenger RNA from Choloepus didactylus (southern two-toed sloth), 3082 nucleotides. RefSeq names its product zinc finger RANBP2-type containing 2 (gene ZRANB2). Lineage: Eukaryota; Metazoa; Chordata; Mammalia; Pilosa; Megalonychidae. The coding region runs from base 209 to 1171 and encodes 320 amino acids. The record is from RefSeq and is a predicted model, not a curated record. Gene Ontology annotation, molecular function: RNA binding; lipopolysaccharide binding. The transcript is spliced from 11 exons. Gene Ontology annotation, biological process: RNA processing.
UCGGCGCGAAAACAAUCGUACAGGCACUUAACUGUAGACAGUAACUUUCAAACGUAUCCCAACUUGGUGCCUUCGUUCUCAAACCCUGACGCGGUGUUGUGUAAAAGUCAGGCGGGAUGGGGACAGCCCCAGGGUGCUGAAAGACCCAAGCUUGCUUCCUCCUGUGAAGACGUAGCUGCGGGUGGCUGUGGUGGUUGCGGCGGCCAAGAUGUCGACCAAGAAUUUCCGAGUCAGUGACGGAGACUGGAUAUGUCCUGACAAGAAAUGUGGAAAUGUAAACUUUGCUAGAAGAACCAGCUGUAAUCGGUGUGGUCGGGAGAAAACAACUGAGGCCAAGAUGAUGAAAGCUGGAGGCACUGAAAUAGGAAAGACACUUGCAGAAAAGAGCCGAGGCCUAUUUAGUGCUAAUGACUGGCAGUGUAAAACUUGCAGUAAUGUGAAUUGGGCCAGAAGAUCAGAAUGUAACAUGUGCAAUACUCCAAAGUAUGCUAAGUUAGAAGAAAGAACAGGAUAUGGUGGUGGUUUUAAUGAAAGAGAAAAUGUUGAAUAUAUAGAAAGAGAAGAAUCUGAUGGUGAAUAUGAUGAGUUUGGACGUAAAAAGAAAAAAUACAGAGGGAAAGCAGUUGGUCCUGCAUCCAUUUUAAAGGAAGUUGAAGAUAAAGAAUCAGAGGGAGAAGAAGAGGAUGAGGAUGAAGAUCUUUCUAAAUAUAAAUUAGAUGAGGAUGAGGAUGAAGAUGAUGCCGAUCUCUCAAAAUAUAAUCUUGAUGCCAGUGAAGAAGAAGAAACUAAUAAAAAGAAAUCCAAUAGACAGAGUCGCUCAAAGUCUCGAUCUUCACAUUCACGAUCUUCAUCACGCUCAUCCUCCCCCUCAAGUUCAAGGUCUAGGUCCAGGUCCCGUUCAAGAAGUUCUUCCAGUUCGCAGUCAAGAUCUCGUUCCAGUUCCAGAGAACGUUCGAGAUCUCGUGGGUCGAAAUCAAGAUCCAGCUCCAGGUCCCACAGGGGCUCUUCUUCCCCACGAAAAAGAUCUUAUUCAAGUUCAUCAUCUUCUCCUGAGAGGAACAGAAAGAGAAGUCGUUCUAGAUCUUCUUCAUCUGGUGAUCGCAAAAAAAGACGAACAAGAUCACGGUCACCCGAAAGCCAGGUGAUUGGUGAAAACACUAAACAACUCUGAGCCCAGGGCCAACCCCUACGGAACACCACUACUUUACCCAGGCACCACAGGUCAUCUUCUGGAUCAUCUCAUUCUGGUUCCCGUUCAAGUUCAAAAAAGAAAUAAUGUAUUAAAAUUUACAUCUUAAAAGAAAAUAUAUUCAGUACAGUGCAUGAAGCAUAUUUUUUAUGAAGUUGGUGUCUUACUGGUCAGAAGUGCUAAGUCUACUAGUAGAGGUGCAUGCCUUUCAUUGCUUUUUGGAACAAUACAUCUGUGUUUGUGAAAUUAAAAGUAAAUAGCAUUUUAAGCCAUAAUGUCCCAAAAUAGAUGCUACGCUGCAUUCAUUAUUUAAAAGCAUUUAUUUGCUUUAUAUAAAACCAUUUCUGCCAUAACAAAUACUUUAUUUCCUAAUUUGAGCUGUUUGUAUUCCAAAAUAUGUCUUGUCUUUUGACUAAGACAGGAUUGUCAAUUUGCCUGAACUUUAGGCAUGGAGGGAAGAACUAUGGUAAACUAGUUGGAAACAAGCUAUUUAUGUUAGUUUGGGAAAAGAAGUUAACCUGUUUAGAUUAACCUAUGUCAAAGUGACUCAUACCAGAAGAAGUUAAACUUAGUUGUAAAACAGUCAACUGGAACUGCUUUAUUUUGAAAGUCCCUUUGCUUAGGGUGCCUUAGAAUCAUUAACUCUUUUAUUCAGGUUUGCUUUUUGUACCACCAUAUUUACUGUAAAAGAAUCUUGUAAAUUGCAGGAGAAAGGUAUUACUCAUUUCUCUUACUGAAAUGGGGUUAAGAAGAAAAUCUAACAGUUUGUCUCUUCUCUGUUGAUAUGGUUGGCUGCUAAGAAAAACAUCUUCAAAAUGUUUGGUUAUCUUAAUGUUUUAAGAAGCUUUGUGUGAUAUAUUUCAAAAUCUGGUUGUAUAUGAGAGGUUAAAAAAGGCCAAAUCAUAGUUGUUAAUGAGAAGCAAAUUGAAGAGAGCUUCUGAAGUGUACUUCUCUUGGGAUGAAAGGCCAACCAAGACAUUGUGAAUUUAAGUGAACAUUUAUCUUGAGAUAUUUAACUUCAAACAUUUUGCAUAAAAUUUUCUCCUGAAGUGCAAAUGAAUACUUGUUUCUACAUGAUGUAAACAGAAAUCAUUACUGUUCCCAUUCACUUGAAGGUUCUUAUGGCUUAAAAUGCUUUGGGAAUUUGUUUUAUUUCUCAAAAUCUGGUCACUUGAGCUCCAUUUUGUCUUCUGGUUUAAAAAUAAAAAGGUUUCUCUUAACAGUAUCUUCAGUGACAAUGCAAGGUAAGUAUAUUAAGGGAAAUCAUCAGUUGUGCUUUAGGGCUUUUUUUGUCAAAGGGUAUGGAUUUUUUGUUUUUUUCCCUUUAACUUUAAUGUCUGCUGCAAUUUAAAUAAAAAUUAAAACAUUUUAGGAUAGUUAAUAGAUAGACCAAACAAAAUUAUAUUUGUUUUUAAUUUUAAAAUGAGUGUUUUUCUCUUCAGCUGAUCUAAAGGUGAAAACAAAAUAUCUUAUGUAGAAAUAUUUUGAUAAUAUUUUUACAAUGAACUGCCCCAUGUUUUUUUACGUAUUAUUUUCUUUGCUACAUUUACUGUAGGUUGCACAAGAACUUAUACUCUUUUAAUUGUGCCUCAGACUUCUUGAAAGUCCACCUUCUAAAUAGCCCAGAUCAGAUGAUCUUCUAGAUUUUAUAUGUUACCAUUUGUUUAUUCUUGUGCUUUUCUGUGUUUAAAACUUUGGCUGUACUAAACAAGUGCAAGGUUAUAAAAUUAGCUUAUAGUAGUUUACAAUUUGAAUGAUUAUGAUUUCAUUUGGUUUAAACUGUACUAGUUCAUUUCAUAAGGCAAUGAUACUGUAGACAAAUGUAAAUAAAGCCUGUGAGUCAAGCAUCAAGUGGUGGUUGUUAGAAAUAAACUAGAGAUUUUCAAGCUCUGA